AUGUCUGGAGUUGUUGUGCCUAGUAACCCCGAGGCCAAAUUGAAGGAUCUCGAGCAGUACUGCUUGCGUUCCUUUUCAAAGACAUCAGUAUGGCGAAGCUCCGGCAUUGUCGAUGGGAACGUAGGAUUCAGCAUCGAAACGCUCCUGGACAUACUUCUCGUUUUGUACGAAGAAUGUUGCAACUCGUCUUUACGCCGGGAGAAGUCGGUUUCGGACUUCAUCGAGCAUGUUCGACCCGUUGCCGCUAGAAUCCAAGAACUUCGGCUUGGCAAGGAUGACUUCGAACCGUUGAAAGUGAUAGGGCGAGGCGCGUUUGGAGAAGUUGCUGUUGUUCGAAUGCGAGGCGUAACUCCCGAGCGCGUCUUCGCCAUGAAAACUCUGAACAAAUGGGAAAUGCUGAAGCGAGCAGAAACUGCUUGCUUUCAGGAGGAACGCGAUGUUCUUGCCUUUGGUGAUCGGAAUUGGAUCACAUGUUUGCAUUACGCGUUCCAAGAUGAUACAAACUUGUACCUUGUGAUGGAUUACUAUUGUGGCGGUGACCUUCUGACGUUGCUUAGCAAAUUCGAAGAUCGACUGCCAGAAGACAUGGCUCGGUUCUACAUAACCGAGAUGGUCCUUGCCAUUUCCUCAAUCCACAAAUUGCGAUACGUUCACAGGGACAUUAAACCGGAUAACGUUCUGCUCGAUGCGAGUGGUCACAUACGCCUUGCGGAUUUUGGCUCAUGUCUGCGGAUGGGAGAGGACGGCACGGUGCAAUCCAAUGUGGCUGUGGGAACGCCUGACUACAUCUCACCUGAAAUUCUUCGGGCGAUGGAGGACGGGAAGGGUCGGUAUGGUGCAGAAUGCGAUUGGUGGUCUCUCGGUGUUUGCAUGUACGAAAUGUUAUACGGUGAAACACCUUUCUACGCCGAAUCCCUCGUGGAAACGUAUGGCAAAAUCAUGAACCAUAAAAACAGCUUUUUGGUGCCCAAUGAAGGCGAGGAUACCGUUUCGUCGGACGCCAAAGACCUCAUGCGUCGACUAAUAUGCGCUCCGGAGGUCCGUCUUGGACAAAAUGGAAUUGAAGACUUCAAGGGCCAUCCGUGGUUUCAAGGAGUUGAUUGGGAUCGGAUUCGAGAUGCCCGAGCUCCUUAUGUACCAGAGGUAUCUAGUCCGACUGACACUUCAAACUUCGAUGUCGAGGAUUCCGAAUCCGGUCGGGGAACGACGGAAAUUAUCCCUCCGCCACCUUCAAAUCCUGCAUUUUCGGGACUCCACCUACCAUUUGUCGGAUUUACCUUCACGCACAAUAGCCGGAUGUCGGGCUCUGUCACUUCCUUAUUGAGUCCGUCGGACGUUGUUCUCGAGGAUACGUCAGAAAAGCUAGAUGACUUGUCUCGACGCGCUUUUGAACGGCGAUUGCAGCGCCUGGAACAGGAAAAUAAGGAACUUUCCCGAAAAUUAAUUGGUAAGUUUGUCUUGUUCCUGUCCAUGGAAUCUGUAGAAACUAGUCGCACUCUUCAAACGCAUGCUCAUGGUCCCAUGAAUGACAAAGGGCCCGUGCCUGUACCUGAGUCAUCGGUUAUGCAAGUAACGUCGUCGAGUGUGGAUGUUAAAAAAUAUCAAGAUGAAAUCAACUCUCUGUUGAAACGUAAUGCCGAAUUGGAAUCCGAUAUGGCUCAGCUCAAGAGAGAAUCUAAAGAUUCGGAAGAAGUCUUCAGGAAAGAACUUGAAACCACUGGCGUAGAGCUUAGUCAACAAGUGAGAGAAAUGGAGAAGACGUUGAAAUCCCUGAAAAUUGAACGUGAUGAGGUUCAUCGCGAGCUUUCUGAAACUCAAGAAAGACUUAAAUUGCAAGGAAAGGAAUUGAAGGAAGCACUGGGACAAAGAAAAGCAGCAAUGGCGGAGUAUACUGAAGUUAGCGAUAAGCUUUCAGAGUUGCGAUUGCAAAAGCAGAAGCUUUCCCGCCAAGUGCGGGACAAAGAAGAAGAGGUUGAAAAAUCGUUGGCUAAAAUGGAUGCACUGCGGGCCGAUCUUCGUAAAGCGGAACGCUUGAGACGGGAGUUGGAAGCUCGCGUUGAGGAAGCGGGUCACGAAGCUAUGCAGGAAAAGCGCUUGCGCCAACGCUCGGAAGAAGUGUGCAAUCAUCUGCAAGGUGAGCUAGAGAUGUUGAAAAAGCAGGCGUAUCAGCGUAGCUUGAACUCCGGUGAGGAUGUCGGGGAUGGCGCUGCAGAAACUGAUGUUUCCCAGCUGAAAUGCUGGCUAUCAGAAGCAGAACGGCAACGCGACCAUUGGAAGAAGGAAGCGGAAUCAUUGAAGGAUAAGGUUGAUCUCAUGGCCUCUGAAGCUGAGUGGGAUCGGAACGAACGCAUCAGCGAUUUGAAACGGCUUCACGAGCGAGAAAAAUUGAACCUAGAGCAAGAAAACGAACGUCUGACUCAUGAACUUGAUACUGUUAAAGAAAAUUAUAACGCCUUGCAACAUGAGCGUCGAAAGCUUGAAGAUGAACUCAGCGAUACCAAAGAAAACCGUGAUGUCGUUCCACAUUGGGAAGCUCAGAUUUCAGAAAUCAUGCAGUGGGUCAGUGAGGAGAAGGAUGCUCGUGGAUAUCUUCAAACCCUGGCCACCAAAAUGACUGAAGAACUCGAUGGCCUUAAAGUAAAUAAUUCCAACUCGGGUAGUAUUCUUGGGAGCAGUCCUGCUCCAGGAACACCAGGCAUGACGAAUACUGCAGUGAGUUUUCUGGAGUUGCGAGAAUGCAAGCGUCGUCUGGAUGAUAUGUCGCGAGAUCUUUUGCGGAAAGAUGCCUGCAUUCGGGAAAUGCAACAGCGGAUCGAACCUGGAGACGGAUUUUUGGAGCGUCCUGCAUCGGAAAUAUCGUUCUUCGCGGAAUUCUUGAAGGAAUCCAACGCAAGUGCUGACGCCAGGCGUUCAGCGGAUCGACGCAUGGAGAACGAUAACGAUGAUGAAAACAGUAACGACAACCUGGACGAUGAUGAUGAAGAUGAAGAAGGUCUAGUGGAUGACGACUGCGAUGUUCCUUCUCCGUCUUUGCCUUCGUCCUCUCCUCGAUCGAAUUUGUCUCCCGCGGACGCCCCGUCAAGUGUGCCGCAUCACCCACUUGCUGCUGCUACUUUUGGUGCAGGAGUUCAACCCGGUCAUGGGCAUCAGUUCCUCGUCAAAAGUUUUUCAAUGCCCCUGAAAUGCUCGCAUUGUACGUCACUUCUUCUCGGGCUCGCACGGCAAGGAGUGGUCUGCGAUAACUGCGGGUUUGCAUGUCACAUGCAUUGCAAGCCGCGGGUUCCACCCAUAUGUCCUGUGCCUUCUGAUCAGACGAAGCGUCCUUUGGGCAUCGAUCCAACAAGAGGCAUCGGCACGGCGUAUGAAGGGUAUGUCCGUGUGCCUAAAUUGGGUGGCGUGAAGAAAGGCUGGGUGCGCCAGUUCGUUGUCGUGUGCGACUUUAAGUUGUUUCUCUACGACCUUCCGGUGGAGCGAAGCGCUCCACCGAUGCCAUCUGCGCAUUCGUCACAAAUUAUUGACAUGCGCGACCCGGAGUUCGAAGUCAGCGGAGUCCGAGAUUCGGACGUAAUCCACGCGAACCGCAAGGAUAUCCCUUGUAUUUUUCGUGUGAUGACCUCUAUGACCGAUCUCCCCGGCGGUCAAGCACAUACCCUUAUGCUGGCCGAGACUGAAAGCGAGAAAACCAAAUGGGUAAUGGCUUUAACCGAACUGCAUCGAAUUUUCAAGCGGAACAAGCUACCUGUUAGAACGGUAUUCCGAGCCAAAGAGGUACUGGACAAUGGUACCGUAUCGGUGAUGAAAAGCGGUAUUUUAUCCGGGGCUGUGAUAGACCCUGAUCGAAUCGUGAUCGGAACGGAGGAAGGCCUUUUUUGCGUGGAUUUGGACCGUGGAGAAAUCGGAAAAGUUGGUGACGUGAAACGCGUAUGGCAGUUGGAGUACAUUGGGGAGGAACAAGUAUUGGUAGCAAUUGCGGGUCGACAGCAUCAAGUCAGACUGAUUCCAACUAGAGCUUUGGAUGCCGGUCCAUCAGAUGUUGAGUGGCUGAAGGUGGCUGACACCAAAGGCUGCAAUCUACUAGUGACGGGUGUCAUGCGCACUGGACCGCCAAAUCCAACGUAUUGUUUUUGUGUGGCGAUCAAACGGCAGGUUAUUAUUUACGAGAUCAAUCGAACGAAGCAGCGUCAUAAGAAGGUCCGGGAAUUCACUCUACCAGCGGUAGCUCAGUGCUUGAUCGUGAUGAGUCAAGGAAGAUUGUGUGUUGGGUACCAAAGCGGCUUUUCUGUUUACUCUCUCUUCGGUGAUCAACACCCGGUUGCACUAGUGCAUCCUGAAAAUCAAAGUUUGUCGUUCUUAUCUUUCAACCCCAUUGACGCCGUUUGGGCGGUGGAACUUCCAAACCAGGAGUUCUUGCUUAUUUUCGCUUCUCUCGGCGUUUAUGUGGAUAUCCAUGGAAGAAAGACGCGUGAGAGGGAAGUCAUGUUUCCGUCGGUUCCUCUUAGCGUUGGCUAUCAUUCUGGAUAUGUUGUUCUGUACGCCGAAAAUCACGUGAAUAUCAUCGAGGCUUCGACAGGAGAAUGGAUCCAGACUCUGAACUUAAAACGGACAAAGCCCCUGGACUCAUCUGCCGUUCUAAAUCUCACCCACGUUCGCGAUGAGCCACACGUGGUGUAUCUGCAGAAUCUUCUUCUGCCUGGAGAAAUGGUCAACGUUCCCCCGUGGGAAGCUGGAACCGAGACUUCGGGAGUGAUAGGUGGGAACCGGACAGGUGCGAAACGACGAUUUUCGUUACGGGAAAUGAACCAGCGUCCCGCGAAGCCAAGCGUGGACAGGCGAAGCAAGCUUAUCUCUGCUCCGACGAAUUUCAACCACAUUACCCACAUGGGACCCGGGGAUGGGAUUCAGCUGCAGAGAUUGAUAGAGCUGCCAGCUUUGAUGGAGUCAGAAUCGGGACAAGGAUCGCCGCCGAUUCAGCAGGGGUCCAUGCAGCGUGUGCGCAGUAUGUUCCAGACAUCGCCAUCGUCAACUUUGUCAGGGUCCAGUCGUAGUGGUAACGCUCCUGGAUCUGCGACGGGAACACGUAUGUCGGGAGGAAACGGAUCGAGCCCUGGUCGACCCGAACUCCCACAGAGGUCCAUCAGUCACCUGGGCGUACUACCGCCCACUCCACCGCCGCCAUACCACCAUAUGUCUCCGACUCCUCCUCCGCCGUAUCAGCACAACGGUAGCGGUAUCCCACAGCCACCGCGCAGACAGGCCCCGCCUUUGCCUCCGUCGAGAAGUAUUUGUCAGCAACACCAUGGGCUUCAGCCACCAUUCCGAUAUCACGGAGACGACUCCAAGUCCCUCGGCGAGGUCUGUGAUUCUGCCCAGUUUUCGCCUGCGUCGCCAACCCCGUCCCCACCCGGACAGUCGAAAUGA
Messenger RNA from Notodromas monacha, 5418 nucleotides. NCBI's taxonomy places the organism in Eukaryota, Metazoa, Arthropoda, Ostracoda, Podocopida, Cyprididae. The record is from the annotation of a GenBank genome assembly.